Messenger RNA from Solanum lycopersicum (tomato), 1008 nucleotides. RefSeq names its product cell wall integrity and stress response component 1. The record is from RefSeq and is a predicted model, not a curated record. Lineage: Eukaryota; Viridiplantae; Streptophyta; Magnoliopsida; Solanales; Solanaceae.
UUAUUACAAGGAGUAGUAACGGAACGGAACGCUAUAACUCUGAUGAAUACUACUGAAAUACUUUUGGUGGAAAGUUUGAUGCAUUCUUCUUGCAGUCUAUGAGAAAAUGAUCUGUUAGAUUUGAAUUCGUUGCCAGCUACGGUUGAGUAAAUAUUCAUAUGGAUAUACUUGGAUUAAUUUUCGUUGCAUUAGGUGGUACCAAUUCUAUGCUGUUUUGAUUGCUUUAUGCUUUAGAAUUUUGAACUUCAUUACUCUGUCUCCGAGUUUUAGAAUUUGAGAAAAUUGAUGCUUAUUGUGAUUCAUUUUUCUCCUAGUCUAUUUUACUUUCUUAAUUGGAACGUUUAAAAAGUGAAACACUCUUUCUUCGGAAAUAGUUAUCAGAUAGUUGAUUUCAAAUUUAAAUUGGAAUCUUUGCAGGUUGUUAGACAGCGACGAUCAAAGAGCUUCUUCAUUUCCGAUUACCGGCAAAUGAGUUCAGGCAAGCCAUCCAAGGCUAGCACUUCUCUGACAACGUUUUGUAGGUCCACUAUGGUUUCGGCUUCAGCCUCAUCUUCAUCUUGUGUGUCCACUGAUAGUGGCAUUACCAGCGCGCAAAGUCUCGCGGCUGAUAGAGUAAUUCGCGGGAAGAGAAACAGUCAGUUGACUAAGGAGUUGAACCCGAAAGCACCACCUUACCUGCGCCGCCGAGCGGAAGCCAUCUUGAGGGUGUUGUCUCAUGGUUCCAUUUCUGAAAUUAGGAUUCGCCAGCUGAUAGGCAAUAGCCCUGACACUAGCAAAGCCUUAAGAAUGUUGCUGAGGCAAGGAAAGGUAAAGAGAUCAGGAGCAGGGGGUUCCUCAGAUCCCUAUACUUACGUGGUUAAUUUAGCAAGUAAGCAUGAUGCAUUAAUUUUUAUUUUAUCUAAUUAUAAGUCUAAACUUGAAAUACUUUUUCUAGUUCUUUUUCUUUUGGCUGUAGAUUUGUACCACGUGGUCUUCCUCUGGCUCAAUUUUUAUAUGAUUUUAUUUUAA